UGCUGUAUUGCUGUUGACAGAUAUUAUGCAGUAUGUCAGCCUCUCAUCUACACAACCAAAAUAACUAAUAGAGUCGUUUUGGUGAUGAUUCUGGUAAGUUGGGGUAUCUCUGGAUUAAUUGGAGUUGGUAUAACAAUUGCAGGCUUAAAUCAUAAUCCUUGUAAGGAAAACUGCUCUUUGCAGGAUCAACUGUCCAGUACUGUGGGUCCCGUAUUUUCUUUUUAUCUUCCAGCACUUAUUAUGUUGUGCAUAUACUUUAAAAUUUUCCUAGUUGCUCAGAGACAGGCACGCAUCAUUAAAAGCAAUAAAACCUCUGGAGUAACAGCAAGUCGGGGGGAGAGAAAGGCCACAAGAACUCUUGCUAUUGUUAUGGGUGUUUUUCUCAUCUGCUGGGCUCCUCUGUUUGUUUGCAUUACCGUUGCUCCUUUCAGCACUGAUGCAGUGCCAUUUGUUGUGAUUGAGGCCCUUAACUGGGUAACACUGACUAACUCAAUGCUUAAUCCAUUUAUUUAUGCUUUUUUUUACAGCUGGUACCGGACAGCUUUCAGAAUGAUCAUUUCUGGAAAGAUAUUUCAAGGGGAUUUUAGUAAUUCAAAGCUGUCUUGA
Messenger RNA from Cyprinodon variegatus (sheepshead minnow), 606 nucleotides. Its product is annotated as trace amine-associated receptor 1-like. The annotation marks the transcript as partial. The transcript has a single exon. Gene Ontology annotation, cellular component: membrane. Gene Ontology annotation, molecular function: G protein-coupled receptor activity. Gene Ontology annotation, biological process: adenylate cyclase-activating adrenergic receptor signaling pathway. The record is from RefSeq and is a predicted model, not a curated record. Lineage: Eukaryota; Metazoa; Chordata; Actinopteri; Cyprinodontiformes; Cyprinodontidae.